Messenger RNA from Geodia barretti, 5856 nucleotides. Lineage: Eukaryota; Metazoa; Porifera; Demospongiae; Tetractinellida; Geodiidae. The record is from the annotation of a GenBank genome assembly.
AAAUUCGCCCACCAUCUUCGUCGUCUUGCCGGCCGGCUAAGCUGGCGAGCAACCAUGAACCGCUCCGGUGUUCCCACGCCCUCUCCGCUCUCUCCUGGAGGAAAACGAGUAAUGGUGAAGCCACUUUAUUUCACUACUCCAGCUGUCAUCACAGCUUCUUCUGCACCCUCGCCCUCCCUGACACAGCUCACCAGCCAUCUGACUCCAGCCCAGGCUCAAACGAUAGACCACCUCCUGCACAGUGUCAAACAGCUAUCUGCAUCUGGACUAUCUACUAACUUGCAUGCUGUCCAGCCCCAGCUCACUGCUAGGAACAAACCACUGAUGCCAAAGGCCAGUGCUCCUCCUGUGAUUACCUCAGCGCUGCCAGUGUCUCUGCAGCCUGUUGCCCACCAGAAUAUGGUGAUACCUGUUCCUCAGCCCCAGGCUCCACUGCCUUCUCCAGCCACCCUCCCUCCUAUAGAUGACCCUCCAAGACCACCUGCUGUGAGAGCCAACAAGCCAAGAAAACCUUGUCAUUGCAAGAACUCACAGUGCCUAAAGCUGUACUGUGACUGUUUUGCUAAUGGGGAGUUUUGCCGUGAAGGCUGCCAGUGCCACAACUGCAAGAACAACGUUGACCAUGCCGAGGAGAGAGCUAGAGCAGUCAAGAUAUGUCUGGACAGAAAUCCACAUGCUUUCAAGCCAAAAGUUGGUCCUAAUAAGUCGGGUGAUGUUCGAAGACAUGUUAAAGGGUGCAACUGUAAGCGAUCAGGUUGCCUAAAGAACUAUUGUGAAUGCUAUGAGGCCAAGAUCCCUUGCUCUGGGCUGUGUCGAUGCAUUGGAUGUCGCAAUCUGCCAGACAAACCAGAGAACAAGAGUCUCAUGCACUUGGCUGAUGCGGCAGGUUAAGCUGAAUGCAUUUGUAGUAUUGUUAAGAGUUUUUCUCCAGACUUAAGAACACAGCAGCAAGCUGCAGCUUCCCACCUCCUGGAGACACUGGAGUUCACUCCUGCCUCAGCUGAGCCCCUUUCUAGACAUGGACAGAGGUUGCCUUUCUCCUUUAUCAAUAAAGAGGUGUCCAAGGCCACUUGUCUGUGUCUGCUGGAGGAGGCAAGCCAUGCGCAGAUGAGUGGUAAAUCAGUGGAGGAAGUGGAGAGAGCUGUGUUGGAGGAGUUUGGACGUUGCAUGCGGCAAAUUAUCUCCUCCGCACAAUCAGCAAGCAGAGACUCUCAGAAUGCGCCAGUGAUGUAAAAUGUAUAGUCUGUCAAUCACACUUUGCAAAGGUCAUUGUAGUUGCAAUUUACACGCGAGGGAUUGAGAGGAAGCGAGGGCGAAGGUGAUUUCCGUGUUCUUGUUUUGCCACUUGUGUGUAAGCGGACAAGAUGGAGAGCGAAGAAGACGUGCACGACGACACUCUUAUAGCACUGGCCACCCAUUUCGCCAAAGUCCAGUUUCGUCUGAAGCAGAUAGUGUCGGCGGACGCCCAGCACAAGGAAGGAAUGCUGAGAGAACUCGAGGAGUUUGCCUUCCAGGGGUGCCCUCGGUCCAUGACGUACGACACGGCGGCGGCCGGAGAGAACGGAUCUACAGAGGCCCAGCAGCAGCGCCGCUCUGACCUGAUUGAGAAACUAAAGGACCAGCUGAGGGACCUAGAGGAAUGUGCUCGGAGUGUGGAGAAGGAAGGCGAGGAGGGGAAUGGCGGGCAGGGGUCUGACUUGGCCCACAAACAGCAUCUGAUAAUAGAAGAACUUCGCCGUAGGUUCGACCUCCAGUUUGGUGAUCUGGAGAGCAUGAGUACAGAGGAGGUAAAGGAGGAGGUUUCGAAGGCGGUGAAGGGAAUACAGUCCAAGAAGGACCUAGUGAGUCAGCUGACCACGCAGGUCAGUGACCUCCACAGAUACAUUGCCUACCUACAAGAAGACCCUGGGCGGAGCCAAACCCGAGCUGUUGCCAGAUCUACCUCACUUCGUCCUUCCCUUCGCUGCACCUCCCCACUGCCUUCAGCGCAGCCGAAACACGUGUCAUUUGCAGACGAGAGGGAGGAAGACUCGUGUUCGUCUUCUGGUGGACCUCAGUUUCGACCACUGCACACAACACUGGUUGCAAGUCGGGCAUCGCCUGAUGCAGACCUUCUCCUUGGGGACAUGCCCGACUCUGGAGGAGUCCAGUGUUCAGUGGACACCAAUGAAAUGGCAUGGAUGGGUACCAAUGAUAGCACCCCUCUCUACCAGUGCAAGGCCCCAGACGACUUGCGGCUCAGUCUCCUGGUGAUGCGCAAGACCCUGACAGUCAUGCAGCUGCUCACGCUGUGGCAGUGUGGAGGAUCCUUCCACUGUCUCCCACGCUACGUUGCCGACGGCCACAGGAAACGCUACCACUCCGCACUGCGCAGCCUGGAAAUGGCCGUCGACAGAAUUGCAAUACUCACAACGUCUUUGUCCGACCCAGCUCUCACCGCAGGCAUGGCAGUUGCGUUGGAGACGGAGCUGCAUGAGGAGGUAUCAAUGAGUCUGGCAGACAGCCUGAGAGUUCUGCUGGAACAUGGUCUCAUCAAUGGAGGGGGAGGGACGGUGCCUGGCAAGGGCUGUGUUAAUGUGUGGGGGAGUUGGAGUCGGGCAGCGGUAGCCGGUGAAGAGGAAUGUGGAGCCUGGAAGGUUUUCCAGUUCUACUAUGGCCUGAAGAAUGGCAAAGACUACAGCACCAAGCCAGACCAGCUGCUCUCCUCCUCCUUCUCCCUGCCCAUUGCCACCUCUUCCUCCAUCAAGAAGACUCUCCUGGCUGCCAUCUAUCGCGUGGAGAGCAUGUACGUCAACUGUCGAAACAUUUCGAAGGACACCAAAUUCCGAGCCCUGGUGUGUGAGGGGUUCAACUUGUGCCACCUGGCUGAGUGGUUCAGGAUUGUUGCCACCCACCCAACUGUGGCUGAGGAGUUGUACACUUCUUCCUCCUUUCUGGCCAGCACUGGCUUCCGACCUGCCAUUGCCUGUCUUGAGAACCUCAAAGACAACCCUCCCUGUCAACCGGUAGAGUUACCCAGUGACUACUACCACUCCACUAAUGCCUUUCAGACUUCCAACUGACUUGGUCAUGGUUUUUAUGCGCCUGUACGUAGAGCGCGUGCGCGUAUAUUAUUGUGCGCACGCGUACGCAUUGUUGUUAAUUACGCUCGCACACAGCGCCAGUCUAAACUGUCGGGGCGCGGGAAUCGACGAGUCACCGCGGUUUUGUCCUGGUUUACGAUGGCGAUGAGGGAGCUCUUGCUGUGUAUGAUGGUAACAGGUGUAGCCAUCUACCGAGUUGCUAGAUCAGCGGAGCAAUGUGAAGCUUUCCAUAUGCGGCCCGAGGACGUGGUGGCCAGAGCCGGUCAAGCGGCAAUGAUGACAUGUCUAUACGAUGAAGCGGGCACGGAAGUCAUCACGUGGGACAAAGAUAUGACUUCUGUCGCCCCUGGGAGUAGCUGUGACUGUAUUAUUAUGGAAAAUGGAUAUGUUCUUCAAUUCAACAACAUCAGCUUAGAUGAUGUUGGUCGGUACACGUGCAAUUUACAGAUUGGUGCAGGUGACUUUCGGAGUUGUUCUGCUGUCCUCAAACUAGCUGAGGCUCCCGUCAUCAGUGGAGCAACUUCAGUGGCUUCAGAGAUAGUGCCUGGCUCAUCUCUGACCCUGUCGGCUCUGGUGGCCGGGGACCCUCUUCCAUCCACCCUCUGGAGACACAAUAACCAACUCAUCACAGCUGACAAUAGGAUAACUAACCUAACUGUGGAAGAGGGAGACGGAGUGCGAGUGAGUCUUACGGUAACAAACAUCAACAAGGAAGAUAGAGGAGUGUACAGCCUUCAUGCUGCCAACACGGCAGGGACGGAGGAUCAGGAGUGGACGGUGCCUGUUGUCUUUGCUGAAGUGAACCCCAUACUUAUAGAGAAUGAUGAUUCUAAAGUCAAGCUGACUUGCUCAGCCCUGUAUUACACGACUACAGAGGAUGAGCAGAUUGAGUGGCGCCGUGGGGGGCUAGACGUGACAGGAGCAGUCAAUAUUCUGGACAGAGAUGGCUACGAGUUCACAGUCACCUCCACACUGACUGUUGACCUCAGCAGCUGUCAAGGCACAGCCGAGACUGUAAAGUGUACUUUGCGCUACGAAGGAAAUCAGCUAGUCGAAGUGACCACUUCCAUAUGUGGUGAGAGCUGCUCACCACCUGACCUCUCUGCCUCGGUGGAGGACUGCAACCAACUGACAGUGACACUGUCAGGGAGCCCUGGCCUCUAUACACUGGGAUAUAGACAAGUUGGAACGUCUGACUGGACAGAGAGAUCCAUCACUGUCAGCACCUCAGGAGAAGUCUUCAACAAUCAAGCAGACCUGGAAGAGAACACAGCAUACGAUGUCAGAGUCACCUGUCCCCAAGGCACCAGCUCUAGCAUUGACUUUAUAAGAUCCAGUUACAAACCCUCUGUUGUGGUUGGUGUUGGGACUGAAGUUGUCUACAACAGCAGUGGUACAUUCUCCACUCUGCAAUGGGAGCGGUCCAGUUUCUCCGAUGUGAUCGCCUACCACAUCACCUGGGAGUCUGAUGAGCCAAACUCUCGCCAUACCCUCAACGUGACUGCCACCCAGCACGACUGGGCCAUCAAAUGUGACGUCACGUACACUUACAGGGUGGCGGCCAUAAACCCCUGUGGCAUUGGACCUUCAUCUCACCCUGUGGAACAGAAGUGCUACACGGUGCCUCCAGCGCAGCGUGUGGCUCUGGAGAACUACACAUCUGUGGCAUCUUCCUCUGGAGUUGCUCUCCUCCUUUCCUUCACCAUCAGCCGGGACUAUCUUAUCAAGUCUGUCCGUGUGGACGUCGAGAAACAAGACAACAACUUUGUUGCCUACCAGACCUUCAACUACUCCCUGCCAGAGUCCCUGUACAGUGAUGGCAGAGUGUGUGUGGGAGGGCUGAGUGAGGAAGCCCACUACCUGGUCUGUCUGAGAGUAGACUACUCUGAGGUGGGCCAGGACUCCUCGUGUGUUCGGACUCCCCGUGUGGACAAGACUGGGACUGAGACCACUGUGGAGCAGUGCCAGCUACCCACCUCCAGCCAACGGGUCACUGGCAGCGAUGGUGCCCAGACUAACCAAGCCAUUCCUGACUGGGGAAUUGCAGUGAUAGUGGUGGGAGCUCUUCUGUUCGUAGCUCUCAUCUUCUGCUUCCUGGGACUUUGCUUUGCUUGCCAAACCUCUCAAAGCAAAAAUGUUGACUUUGGCAGUAGUUCAUCCCUCAAUACAGAGAGAGGAGGGAAUGUUGUUCCUACUGCCAUGCACAUGCACAACCCCAGAACCAUGUCUCCCACCAGAAGCUGUUUGCGAGGAGGUGGAGGAGGAGGAGGAGGGGGUAGUGGAGGAGGAAGGGAAGGGAGGUUAAGUAUGCAGAUGUACAGUGGCCAACUGCAGGACCCUGAGGGAGGCAUUCCAACUCAAGAGAGGAUGGUUGGCAGGGCGGUGCAGCGAGUUUUCACUGGAGCUGAUGCACUGGAAUGGUUCACAGACCAUAUGGUGGGAAUGGCAUCAGUGGAACAAGCCAAGAGUGUAGAGACACAACUGUUGAGUGCUGGAUUGAUAGUGAAUGUUUCGGGUCAAGUAGGGGACACAGAGUUCUAUGGCUCUCCCAACGCUCUGUAUCAGUUCAGCACUACUCCAUCUCAAAAAGAAGUCACUACUGGACAGGACACUAGGGCUCGAGACAAUAGGGCUCUGAGUAUACAAGGAGAACAGUUGGAGCAGAAGGGGAAGUGUGUGAUGCAAUAGAUGACUGUUGAAGUGUGUGAUGUCCACACGAUAAUAAUAAUUACUAAGAAACAGCUGAUGAGCGUUCCCACACACGGACACAGCU